This is a messenger RNA of Trichomonas vaginalis G3, 438 nucleotides long. RefSeq names its product K02A2.6-like family. The transcript has a single exon. NCBI's taxonomy places the organism in Eukaryota, Parabasalia, Trichomonadida, Trichomonadidae. Gene Ontology annotation, biological process: DNA integration. Gene Ontology annotation, molecular function: nucleic acid binding. The record is from RefSeq and is a predicted model, not a curated record. The annotation marks the transcript as partial.
AUGACGAAUCCAAACAAGGACCCCUAUGUUUCUAAAGCGACAAAGAAAGCACUCAUGGUAAAAAUCUUUAGUUCAACACCAAAUGCUUGGUUUAUGGAUAUCUUGGAAAACAUUCCGAGGUAUAGAGAAGAUGGACCACCAUACUGGCUAAUAUUUGUUGGUCAAAACACAAGAUACUGUGAAGCCAUACCAUUAUGGUCCAAAAAUAUUUUAGAUGUGAAAACUGCUUUGACAAUAUUCGUUGACAAAUACCAUCCAACAAAACUGACAUCUGACUGUGAAAGUUCUUUCAAAUCAGAUGAUGUAAAAAACUAUCUGCGUUCAAAAAAUGUAAACCAAUAUUUCAUUGUCGACCAAAACCAUUCUGCUCUUGGUGUCAUUGACGGUUGUAUAAAAAUGUUAAGAGACUUAAACCAACCACAAGGUGGUGAGGUAGAU